CCCCCACCCCCCACCCCGGUCUCUGUCACAGCUCCAGGGUUUUCCUCGCCGGGUUCUCUGUGGUGUUCUGGGAAAAGCUCCAUACCUCGCCUCGGGGCCUCGGACCUUCAUGCGUCUCCCAGCGGCAGAGUCCACCCACCACACCUCCACCCACCACACCACCACCACCUCCUCCACCUCCACCACCAUGAGCUGUGAGCGGGAGUUUGGAGACGGGGCCAUGGGAGUCACGCUCACACUGCGCCUCCUCAUGCACGGAAAGGAAGUCGGAAGCAUCAUCGGCAAGAAAGGAGAAACAGUGAAGAGAAUACGAGAGGAGAGCAGCGCGAGGAUCAACAUCUCAGAGGGCUCCUGCCCGGAGAGGAUCAUCACCAUCACGGGGCCGACGGACUGUGUGUUCAGAGCCUUCACCAUGAUCACGUUCAAACUGGAGGAGGACCUGACGGCCUUGGUGGCUAACGGCACGGUGACCAGCAAGCCUCCAGUCACCCUGCGGUUGGUGAUCCCGGCGAGCCAGUGCGGCUCCCUCAUCGGGAAAGGCGGGUCCAAGAUCAAGGAGAUCAGAGAGACGACAGGUGCCCAGGUGCAGGUGGCAGGUGACCUCCUCCCCAACUCCACAGAGAGAGAGGUGACGAUAUCAGGAAGCCAGGACGCCAUCAUCCAGUGUGUUAAACUCAUCUGCACUGUAAUCCUAGAGUCGCCGCCGAAAGGAGCAACUAUUCCGUACCGACCGAGCCCGACCCCGGGAACUGUGCUGCUGGCAGGAAACCAGGUGUUCGAGGCGUCAGACUUUGGCUCUCACCCCCUGUUCUCAGUGGCACAGGGAGGAGUGGACCUGCAGCAAUCGUACGCAGUUCAGAGCCACUACGGCAUUCCACACUCAGAGCUGGCGAAGCUCCACCAGUUGUCGAUGCAGCAGCAGGGCCUCGCUCCCAUCAGCCAGUCAGCUACACAAGUCCUGCCUGGAGCGGUGGAGGCCAAUUCUCAAACCACGUCUCAGGAGCUCCUCAUUCCAAACGAC
Lates calcarifer (barramundi perch) is the source of this 1021-nucleotide messenger RNA. Its product is annotated as poly(rC)-binding protein 2-like. NCBI's taxonomy places the organism in Eukaryota, Metazoa, Chordata, Actinopteri, Centropomidae. Gene Ontology annotation, molecular function: mRNA binding. The record is from RefSeq and is a predicted model, not a curated record. Gene Ontology annotation, biological process: negative regulation of mRNA splicing, via spliceosome. Gene Ontology annotation, cellular component: cytoplasm; nucleus.